This is a messenger RNA of Bufo bufo (common toad), 1647 nucleotides long. RefSeq names its product phosphatidylinositol transfer protein alpha (gene PITPNA). The transcript has 12 exons. Gene Ontology annotation, biological process: phospholipid transport. The coding region runs from base 130 to 945 and encodes 271 amino acids. The record is from RefSeq and is a predicted model, not a curated record. Gene Ontology annotation, molecular function: phosphatidylinositol transfer activity; phosphatidylcholine intramembrane carrier activity; phosphatidylinositol binding. Lineage: Eukaryota; Metazoa; Chordata; Amphibia; Anura; Bufonidae. Gene Ontology annotation, cellular component: cytoplasm.
CCCCCGUGACGUAGUAGUUGCUGCAGCAACGCCCCGCCCCCAGCGCGGUGCGGAGUAGGAAGUGGCCGGUAACCUUCACUCGGGGCCGGGAUCAGCGGAGGAGAAGAUCGGGAGGCGCAAGGAGCGGCCAUGGUGCUGGUAAAAGAGUUCCGAGUUGUGUUGCCUGUUUCCGUGGAGGAGUACCAAGUGGGCCAGCUCUACUCGGUAGCAGAAGCCAGUAAGAAUGAAACAGGAGGAGGCGAAGGCGUGGAAGUACUUGUAAAUGAGCCUUAUGAGAAGGAUGGGGAGAAAGGACAGUAUACACACAAGAUUUACCAUUUACAAAGCAAAGUACCAACAUUUGUAAGGAUGCUGGCGCCUGAAGGAGCACUGAAUAUGCACGAGAAGGCCUGGAAUGCAUACCCCUACUGCAGGACGGUUAUUACAAAUGAAUACAUGAAGGAUGACUUCUUGAUUAAGAUUGAGACGUGGCACAAGCCGGAUCUGGGCACACAAGACAAUGUACAUAAACUAGAACCAAAUGAAUGGAAGAAUGUGGAAGUUGUGCAAAUUGAUAUUGCAGACAGAUCUCAGGUUCUCUCUAAGGAUUAUAAACCAGAGGAAGACCCAGCAAAAUUUAAGUCUGUCAAGACUGGACGUGGACCCCUCACUCCUGAUUGGAAGAAAACACUGGCGCAACGAAAAGACAUACCCCAUAUGUGUGCAUACAAGCUAGUGACCGUCAAGUUCAAAUGGUGGGGCUUGCAGAACAAAGUGGAAAACUUCAUCCAAAAGCAAGAGAGGCGGUUGUUUACAAAUUUCCAUCGGCAGCUUUUCUGCUGGUUGGACAAGUGGGUGGAGUUAACAAUGGAUGACAUUCGCAGGAUGGAGGAAGAAACCAAGAAAGCGCUCGAUGAGAUGAGAGAGAAAGAUCCAGUGAAAGGCAUGGUGGCAGCAGAUGACUAGCACAGAAGUAUUGAGUUUAUUUUGAACUGAAGUGAUGGACAGAAUUAUCCUGUACUCCGGUCCUGAUGGAUAGCUCACUUCUAGAUCAAGUCCACUACCUGUUUUUGCAAAAGAUUUUACCCCCCCCCCCCCCCCAUGUAGUUUACUCUAGGCACCCUGUAAUAUUGUGAGCUAGUAGCGCUAUAACAAGCAAACACUAUGAUUAUCAUACCUGCGUGAUGAAGGAGCUCACUCCUCAGGUGCAUUGUGUAUAUAAUGUAUUAACAAAGCCCUCUGCUCUUAUAUUUUCAUGGUCCCCAGAGUCUACUGAGCUCCUCUUUAAUUUAAAUGUCACUUUUAGAAAGAGAAAAAAAAAAUUAUGUCUUGUGAUAAUUGUGAAUUGCAGAUAGUUCUGUUUUACUUAUUUGAGACGGUGAUCUUAUUUUGUCGGGGUACCAGUACAGUUGGUGCCACAAUCCCAUUCUACCUGCAGGACAUCUAAAGCUCUGUAUGAAAUGAAGACCUCCGUAGCAGAAGUAUCCUUUCUGUUUCCGAUUUUCAGACACUGUUGCUUUUUGUCACAAUUUACAAUGAUGUAAAUAAUUGCAAACCUGAUGCUUUAUGUUAUGGUAAGACAAUCCAAUUUCCCAACCUGCUCCGGUCUUGACAUUCCAAGUGUUCCUGCGUUGUAAGCGUGCUGCCCAACAACAUCUCCCAAUGUGG